UCGGCUCUUCUGGCCUCACAGACGCCGCAGCAGACGGAGCCGCCGCCUCCUGAGGGUCCUCCGGGGAGAGCGCCUGCCGCCCAGCCGUCGACGCCGCGAAACCCCCGCGCGACCCAGCCUCGCGCCAUGGCCUCGGGAGCCGAUUCAAAAGCAGAUGAUUUAUCAACUGCGAUUCUCAAACAGAAGAACCGUCCUAAUCGAUUAAUUGUGGAUGAAGCCAUCAAUGAAGACAACAGCGUGGUGUCCCUGUCCCAGGCCAAGAUGGACGAGCUGCAGCUGUUCCGAGGCGACACGGUGCUGCUGAAGGGAAAGAAGAGGAGGGAAGCAGUGUGCAUCGUUCUGUCGGACGACACCUGUUCGGAUGAGAAGAUCCGCAUGAAUCGAGUCGUGCGCAACAACCUGCGCGUGCGCUUGGGGGACGUCAUCAGCAUCCAGCCUUGCCCAGACGUGAAGUACGGGAAGCGCAUCCACGUCCUGCCGAUCGACGACACGGUGGAGGGCAUCACCGGCAACCUCUUCGAGGUGUACCUCAAGCCGUACUUCCUGGAGGCCUACCGCCCCAUCCGGAAGGGGGACAUCUUCCUGGUGCGCGGGGGGAUGCGGGCCGUGGAGUUCAAAGUGGUGGAGACGGAUCCCAGCCCCUACUGCAUCGUGGCUCCGGACACGGUCAUCCACUGCGAAGGGGAGCCCAUCAAGCGUGAGGACGAAGAGGAGUCCUUGAACGAGGUGGGCUACGAUGACAUCGGUGGCUGCAGGAAACAGCUGGCUCAGAUCAAGGAGAUGGUGGAGCUGCCUCUGCGUCACCCGGCCCUGUUCAAGGCCAUCGGGGUGAAGCCACCCCGCGGCAUCCUGCUCUACGGCCCCCCGGGCACCGGGAAGACCCUGAUCGCCCGGGCUGUCGCCAAUGAGACCGGAGCUUUCUUCUUCUUAAUCAACGGUCCCGAGAUUAUGAGCAAAUUGGCUGGGGAGUCAGAGAGCAACCUGCGGAAGGCCUUCGAGGAGGCAGAGAAGAAUGCCCCUGCCAUUAUCUUCAUUGACGAGCUGGACGCCAUUGCCCCCAAGAGAGAGAAGACCCACGGGGAGGUGGAGCGGCGCAUCGUGUCCCAGCUGCUGACCCUGAUGGACGGGCUGAAACAAAGAGCCCACGUGAUCGUCAUGGCAGCCACCAACAGGCCCAACAGCAUCGACCCCGCUUUGCGGAGAUUCGGCCGCUUUGACAGGGAGGUGGACAUCGGGAUCCCCGAUGCCACUGGCCGUCUGGAAAUUCUUCAGAUCCACACCAAGAACAUGAAGCUGGCCGAUGACGUGGACCUCGAGCAGGUGGCCAACGAGACCCACGGCCACGUGGGCGCGGACCUGGCGGCGCUCUGCUCGGAGGCCGCGCUGCAGGCCAUUCGGAAAAAGAUGGACCUCAUCGACCUGGAGGACGAGACCAUCGACGCCGAGGUGAUGAACUCCCUGGCCGUUACCAUGGAUGACUUCAGGUGGGCCCUGAGCCAGAGCAACCCGUCGGCCCUGCGGGAGACCGUGGUGGAGGUACCCCAGGUGACCUGGGAGGACAUCGGGGGGCUAGAGGACGUGAAACGAGAGCUGCAGGAGUUGGUGCAGUACCCCGUGGAGCACCCAGACAAGUUCCUCAAGUUCGGCAUGACCCCCUCCAAGGGGGUGCUGUUCUACGGGCCCCCCGGCUGCGGCAAGACCCUGCUGGCCAAAGCCAUCGCCAACGAGUGCCAGGCCAACUUCAUCUCCAUCAAGGGCCCCGAGCUGCUCACCAUGUGGUUUGGCGAGUCGGAGGCCAACGUCCGCGAGAUCUUCGACAAGGCCCGCCAGGCCGCGCCCUGCGUCCUGUUCUUCGACGAGCUGGACUCCAUCGCCAAGGCCCGAGGCGGCAACAUCGGGGACGGCGGCGGGGCCGCGGACCGCGUCAUCAACCAGAUCCUGACCGAGAUGGACGGCAUGUCCACCAAGAAGAACGUCUUCAUCAUCGGGGCCACCAACCGGCCCGACAUCAUCGACCCCGCCAUCCUGCGUCCCGGCCGCCUCGACCAGCUCAUCUACAUCCCGCUGCCCGACGAGAAGUCCCGCGUGGCCAUCCUCAAGGCCAACCUGCGCAAGUCCCCCGUCGCCAAGGACGUGGACCUGGAGUUCCUGGCCAAGAUGACGAACGGCUUCUCGGGGGCCGACCUGACGGAAAUCUGCCAGCGAGCCUGUAAGCUGGCCAUCCGUGAGUCUAUCGAGAGCGAGAUCCGGCGGGAACGGGAGCGACAGACCAACCCUUCAGCCAUGGAGGUGGAGGAAGAUGACCCGGUGCCCGAGAUCCGCCGGGAUCACUUCGAGGAGGCCAUGCGCUUCGCCCGGCGCUCCGUCAGCGACAACGACAUCCGGAAAUACGAAAUGUUCGCCCAGACCCUCCAGCAGAGCAGGGGCUUCGGCAGCUUCAGAUUCCCCUCGGGGAACCAGGGCGGGGCCGGCCCCAGCCAGGGCAGCGGAGGCAGCGCGGGCGGCAACGUGUACAGCGAGGACAACGACGACGACCUGUACGGCUAAGGGCGGCCGGCGGGGAGCGAGUGCGGGGGGCUCGGGGCCCCAGGCUUGCGCGGGGCCGCCCUCCGCCGGGCGGCCCUCCAUCCACCCCACAGCGCCAGUGGCGCAGCUGCAGCCGGACUCUGGACAGGCGAUUUCUGUUGCAAAAAAAAAAAAAAAAAAUUCAAAGCAAAAGCGAUAAAAUAAAGGCGAUUUUCAUUUGGAAGGCGGAGAGUGAAUUCCCGGUGGGAAGCGGGGCCGUGACCCGCGCCCUUUCUGCCGCGUGUCGGGCGGGCGCCCCGCUCCCCGGGAGCCGUAAUCCAAACUCCUCGACUCCGCCCCGCUGCCCCCGCCGUCCCCGGGCGCGGGAUCGGGCCCGGCCGCUAUGUUUCCGUAGUGAGUAGGUUGGUUUUAUUUUACCUGCUUUUUGAAUUCACGGGAGAAGAGCAAUUAAUCGCAAGCAGUUUCUAAACCGAGCGAGACGAACGUUGUACGACGACAAUAAAAGGUUGGGUGAACUCGG
Tachyglossus aculeatus (Australian echidna) is the source of this 3046-nucleotide messenger RNA. RefSeq names its product valosin containing protein (gene VCP). Gene Ontology annotation, biological process: mitotic spindle disassembly; autophagosome maturation; retrograde protein transport, ER to cytosol. The coding region runs from base 127 to 2547 and encodes 806 amino acids. Lineage: Eukaryota; Metazoa; Chordata; Mammalia; Monotremata; Tachyglossidae. The transcript is spliced from 17 exons. Gene Ontology annotation, molecular function: ATP hydrolysis activity; ATP binding; polyubiquitin modification-dependent protein binding. Gene Ontology annotation, cellular component: VCP-NPL4-UFD1 AAA ATPase complex; cytosol; nucleus. The record is from RefSeq and is a predicted model, not a curated record.